Messenger RNA from Mus pahari (shrew mouse), 543 nucleotides. RefSeq names its product FANCD2 opposite strand protein-like. Bases 1 to 543 code for a protein of 180 amino acids. The record is from RefSeq and is a predicted model, not a curated record. NCBI's taxonomy places the organism in Eukaryota, Metazoa, Chordata, Mammalia, Rodentia, Muridae. The transcript has a single exon.
AUGGCAGGAUAUCAGCUCUGGUCACCGUGGAACCCCCUGGAUGAGAGUUUGCAAUGGCUGCGGCACACAACACCUACCUUUCCCACCAUACACCCUUUCAGGCUCUCGCCUUGCUUCCUACGGUCCUCUACUGAUCCUGAAGUACAACAGUGCUUUCAUGAAGUUGCUGUCGUCUUGGAGGCCCCAAGGAUGGAAGCUGUAAGGGGCUCAGAGUUAUCUGGCCACCUACCUGAGCCAUACAAAGGUACAACAGCCAAGAACAAACAAAUGCUUAAGAAGCCCCAGCCCAUCCGUCUCAUUGGAUUGGAUUCAGUCUUUGGCAGUGUUAUUACAGUCCAGCCACCCAAGUGGACUGGAACCUUCAGAGUUUCUGAGUCAUCAGCCUUCAGCAAAAUUGUCAGCAAAGAGCAACAGUGGCCCACUGGACUCAAGGAGCCACAGAUUGAGAUGACAUUAGCCAUGUGUAAACAGAUGCUACGCUCGAUUCUUCUGCUGUAUGCAAUAUACAAAAAGUGCACCUUUGCCUUGCAACACUCCCAGUAA